Messenger RNA from Poeciliopsis prolifica (blackstripe livebearer), 1376 nucleotides. RefSeq names its product NPHS2 stomatin family member, podocin (gene nphs2). The transcript is spliced from 7 exons. Bases 153 to 1271 code for a protein of 372 amino acids. The record is from RefSeq and is a predicted model, not a curated record. NCBI's taxonomy places the organism in Eukaryota, Metazoa, Chordata, Actinopteri, Cyprinodontiformes, Poeciliidae. Gene Ontology annotation, cellular component: plasma membrane.
UGUAGCGCCUCAGACCUGAGCUUCAACUUCCAUUUGAACCAGGUCCAAAAUUUAUUCUCUCUUCAUGUCAGGAAAGCAGUACUGACCCAUCAAAAGAAAACAGCUCUCCAGCUGUCACUCAUACAUUGUGUACAGCUGAAUUUCCAGCAGAUAUGGAGAAGCCCCUCACUAUGAAGCAGAACCACAAAUCCAGAGCAAUUCCACGGAAGAAGGAAGGGGCGAGUGGAGUCCCACUGCCUCAAAGAAGUCAUCAUCAGAAAAAGCCAAAGGUGGGUCACCACGCUGAAGCUCCAUCGGUCAAGAAGGAGGAAAGGGAGCUGGAGAAGUCAGAGACAAACCAGGAGAAGGUGAAUGUGGAUAAAGAGGCAGAGGUUAAGCUGAAAUCUACUGUGGUGGACAUAGACCGUGUGAGAGAAAUCAAGGUCCAGGAAGAGAACUUGUGGCUGCUGGAAGCGGCGGAGCAGGACGGUCUAAAGCGCAAAAGCCUGGGAGUGUUUGAGUGGCUGCUGAUGGUGUUUGCCUUGAGUUUGGUUCUCCUCUUCCUUCCUAUUUCCAUCUGGUUCUGUGUCAAAGUAGUACGAGAACAUGAGAGGGCUGUAAUUUUCAGACUUGGUCAUCUACUGCGAGCAAAACCAAAGGGACCAGGCCUCCUGUUCUAUCUUCCACUUCUUGACGUCUGCCACAAAGUUGACAUUCGGCUACGGAUGUUGAAGGUUCCUUCCCACAUGGUGGUGACGAAGGACCUGGCGAGGCCGGAGCUGAGCGCUGUGUGCUAUUACCAGAUAGAGAAUGUGGCUCUGUGCAGCGCAGCUCUGUCCAACCUGACCUCGGUGCUACAGAGUCUGGUUCAGGCGGCCAUCAGAGAUGUUUUCGCCCAGCAUACUUUCAGUCACAUCCUGCAGCACAGGCGGAGGAUCGGAGAGCAGAUUCAGAAAACGCUGGACUCUGUCACUUGCCGCUGGGGAAUCAGGGUGGAAAGAACUGACAUAGACGAGCUCAGUUUUCCUGUGGAGCUGCAGCAGAGCCUGGCUGCUGAUGCCGAGGCCAAGAGACAACAGCAGCUCACUGUGAAGGCAUCAGAAAGGGAGACAGCUGCCUGGGAAAGUUUUAGAGCCUCAUUCCGUCAUCUCCAGCCUGCGUUGGUCCUUCCUCUCGUUCCAGAUCUUCUCCACAUGAAUUCUGACCUGACCUCCCUCCCACCGCCACCUCCUCUCUCUGAAGACGGAGGGGACAUGAUGGCGGCAUCAGAGAGAGACUCUCCGAUGAUGUGACAUAACCAACAUUUCAUUAAUAUUUUAGUAAAAAUAUUUUUGCUAAAUGGAUGUAAUUUAAUCACGCUGGGUCAAUGUACUAUUUACAUUUUAAAUAAAAGCUCA